GCGAGCGAAACCAUGCGCUGUGUGCGUUCCAGCUUCGCGUAUCUUUGGCGCAGUCUCGGUCGCUGGGCGUCAGGUUCGCGUGCUCACUGUCAGCCAGCGGUCGGUUAGUUGGACGAGCGCAGUGGUCGGUUUCGGUUCGGUCUUACGGUACGGCGUUAGUUUUGGUCUACCCCACGCGUUUUGCGACACGCUCGCUGGUCGCGCGGUUCAAUAACGCGAGCCGCCGUUGCGUUCCAGCGUCAGCUCUUUCCCACGCGUCACGUCUGUGCUUUGUGUGGGGGGAGGUUUUUUUGGAGGGCGCCUUGUACGUGUGUCAAGCGAUGGUAGGUCGUGGAAUGUGGCGCCUCCUUCCUGUGCGUACGUACGAUUAAUGUCGAAGAAUGUCGUGCGAAAUAUCCACCCGACACGGGCAAGGAUAUUAAGGGGCCAGUGUCAGAAAGCUUAUCACAUAUGUCAAAAAGGAUGUUAGUUUUGUUGGUAUGCUCUCGAUAAAAAUUCUUCUUCCAAAAAAAGGGGUGAUAAAAGUGGUGAGAACAUAAUAAGUGAAUGCAUCAUACGCAUCAUCAUUACUGGAAAAUUUCAAAACUCGUAAACGAAAGGAAACUCUCCACUAACUACCUCCUUGGAAGUGUGUUUUUUUUGCAUCACUCAAACAACUAAAGCUUUUCACUCGAUUGUUUCAAUGUUUUCGCCCACCACCACCAACAGCCUAUACCCGAAAAGCAGCGCGAAGUUCAAGAAAGUUCACACAGAAUGUCGAUAUUGUGGCACAACGUUUCUGUGCUUCUUCCUUUGCGAAAAACGGACGGUAAAGUUAUCCCUCCCCCCGCCCGAUACGCGGGACUGGGCGUGGGUGGUAAGUGGGCAUAGUGUUUUGCGGAAAAGUCACGCCGAAUUCCGUACGAACGUCGCCCGUGUGGGUUGGCGUGAAACGUGAAAAUCGAUUCCCUCGCGCUGUGGAAAAGCGAAGUGAAAUGUGACGACGGUGGAGAAGGAAGAAAUGCUAUACGAUUUACUGGUGGAAAAUGAUUGAGCGAAAGAGAGCGUAAUGGUUGGUUCUACGAGAGUGGAAGUGUGAGCGAAUGAGUGCAUAAGGUGCGGAAAGCGUUUUUGACAGUGUUCGGGGGGGAGAAAAAAAAAGAUUCCAUCCUCCUGUCUUUAGUGAGAGGAAAAGUGCUUGUUUGAGUCUGUAUGUGUGUGUGAGUUGUGGUGAAUGGAACGACUCACUCGUGAGAAAAAAUGUUCGCUAGUGCUUUAUGGGCUGUGAGGGAAAAUGGGAUUGUUUACUUUAGUGUUUCAUUCAUUUUAGGAUACGUUAGUUGAGAUGAGAAUUUCAUUAAACAGAGAGAGAGAGUGAGAGAAAGUAGGAACGUCUUCUGUUUGUGCAAAGGAAAAUUUAACAAUAUGAUAAAGAAAAAGUUUUCCACAAAUGAAACAAAAUAAAGACACAUUUACUGUACCGAGUGAAGUUGAAGCAGAAAAAAAGCACAAAUCUUUUGCUGUGUUGUGAAAAUACUGAGCGUAGUAGGCUGGGAAAUUCUUGUUCGUAAGCUCACCAAUUGCGUUUUGCUCUCACCUCUGCGUUCCGUGAGUGCCUCAUUUUCUUCACCGGUGCUUCUAAUUUUCCGAAAGAAUUUUUAUAGACAAUUUCUUCGGAAUCGCAUAAUUAUUAGUUGAUUGUUUUAUGUUGAUACUGUUCUGUGUUAUGUUGUGAAAGUAAUAAAUCAGCUCAUAUUUACGAGCUAAUGUGUGUUGUGAGCGUGAGAGAAGAGUAAGAGAGAAAGAGAAAGAGAGAGAUCGGUGGCUGAGUGUCUGUUCUGUGCCCCCUUCUGUGGUUACAUAUUAAUGUUGUGUGUGUUUGUGUGAUUUUUUUUUACAGUGCGCAGGGAAUGCAUCCUUUCGAGUGCAGUGAGUGUGUAAGAAAUGUGAAGCAUCCUGGGCGUAUGGAAGUGCAGCAUUUGUGGCACGCAUAGUGUGUAAGUGGUAAAUACCGUGUGGACGACGGCGUGGUUAGAUUGGAUGCCGUCUGCGUACACGGAGCUCUGUUUGGAGCUGGUUACAUCAGCAGCACUCUCUAAUAAGAUUACGCGCGCCCAGGAAGAGGAUAGGUGUAGAAGGCUUUUCACUGGUUUCAGUGUUACCUUACCUUGGGCACGUGUCGUAGACAAGCAAUCUCCUUUCGCUGCUCAAAAAAAUAAACGAAUCUAUUGAACCAGCAAUAAGCAGCCGGGUUUUGGUUCGAUUUCAUCAUGGCCUAUCGGGGUCCCGUCGUUGGGUAUCGUUAGCCAAAGACGACGUGCACAACAGUAUCAAACUGCUUGAAGAAAGAAAAAAACAACCCCAAUACACACUUCAAAAGAACAGAGAAAAGUGAUUUGAAGCAAACAACAGCACAACAAACGAACAACAGCCGGUGAAAUUAAUCCCACGCGGUCACCGUUUGCGUUUUUUUUUUGUUGGUUUGGUUUUGUUCGGCACGGUUCCUCGGAAGUGGAAACAAUUUAGCGUCACAAAAAGAUGGUAGAAUCGGGCACCAUUAGCCGUACCAGCCCGGGUUCGGCAUCGAUCGUGGCUACCGGUGGCGUACGGAGCGGCAUCCUCGAGACGCGGGUACGUGGCGCUUGGUACCGCGUAUCGGUCAGCCUGGAAACGGAAUACAUUUCCGUGAGCUUGGAUGAGGCUUGCGAACCGAUCGAUCACUCCACCACACUGAACGGCACAUUAGGGAGCAACCACAGCGGUAACAAUGGCUCGAACAAUUCCUCCCAACCGUCGUCGGCGGGCGCUUCCGGGCCAUCGAUCCACUCGUCGGAAAACCUGAGCACGGGCCUGAACGCAUCCACACCGCUGACAGCGAACGGCAGUGUCAGUCUACCGAACGGGAUCGUACCGGGACCGGGUCCGGGUACGGGCGGUGGCUUAAAUGGCGAUAAUUUCCUCAACAACAACAGUGGCAAUGGGGGCGGUGGUGGUAGUGUCGGCGGUAGCAAUGGGACCGGCACUGGUACGAGCAACGCAAGCAGCACGAACGGUACUAAUGGCAACACACACAGCAACGGACCGGGUGCCAACAACAACCACAGCAGCAACAACAACAGCAUCGACAACGGCAUCGCGGAGAUCUGUGACGUGCCGGAUUCGGUGGCAAACCAGAAACGACAUGUGCGUGUCAUCAAAUCGGACAACAACGGGCUCGGUAUCUCGAUCAAGGGUGGCCGGGAAAACCGGAUGCCCAUAUUGAUAUCGAAAAUUUUUCGCGGCAUGGCGGCGGACAACGCGAAAGGGCUAUACGUCGGUGACGCCAUCCUGUCCGUCAAUGGGGAAGAUCUGCGGGACGCAACGCACGAGGAAGCCGUACGGGCGCUCAAACGGGCCGGCCGUGUGGUCGAUCUUGAAGUGAAAUUCCUGCGUGAAGUCACACCCUACUUCCGGAAGGCAAGCAUCAUCUCGGAGGUGGGCUGGGAACUGCAGCGAGCCUUCCUGUGUCCCCUCGGUCCGAACGCUUCCUCACCACCGGGCGUUGCACCGCGCAGCCCUCCACGGGCCGAUACGCGUUACAUCCCUCUGCAACUGACACAUUUGGCACGGAAUCUCAAAUACCACGAUCCCGAGAACCGGUGCAUAGAGCUCCACUCACCGGAUGGCAUCCAUUCGUGCAUCUUGCGAGCGAUGGAUCCCCAGGAAGCGACCACAUGGUUUAACGCGCUGCACUCCGCCAUCGGCAAGAGCACUCAGAAGGCACUGCUGGAUGCAAACCGGGCACUAGUAUCGAUCAUCGGCGAGCUGAAGCACAUCGGUUGGUUGAGUCGGCGGAGCGGUGGCGAACCGAAUGGACGCUCUAGCUCGGAGAGCUCCGACGAACUGGACAAAUGGCAAUCGAUUUUCGUUGCAGUAACCGAUCGAGAGCUGCGCCUGUACGAAAGCGCACCCUGGUCGGUGGAAGCAUGGAGCAGACCGUUCGAAAGCUGUCCCCUGGUGGCCACUCGGUUAGCCGGUGCCGGCAACACAUCAACCGUCGGUUCCAACUCGAGCACACAUUCGAGCGUAUUCUGCAUCCGGUGCGGUACGACACGGGGUGUCGUUAGCCAUUGGUUACGGUCCGAGACGAACCGGGAUAUGGCGGCGUGGGCCCGCGUUUUGGUGCAAGGCUGCCAUAAUGCCAUCAUCUGUCAGCGAGAAUUUUCCUUCCGUUGCCUAUUUCAGGGACGUCCUUGUCAAUUAAUCGUACACCUGGAUCGUGGAUUUACGCUGCUAGAUAGUGGGCUCGGUCCCACAUCGAAAGCACUCUGGACGUUCCCGUUCGACAAGCUGAAAGGUUCGGCCGACGAUGGUAAUAAGCUGCUGUACCUCGACUUUUCCGGUACGGAGGAUGGUGCUGAAUUGGAGUUGGACAUGGAAUGCUGUCCCAAGCCGGUUGUAUUCGUGCUGCACAACUGUCUGUCGGCGAAGGUACACUCACUGGCAUAAGCUCGACCCGUGUUACACCCGGUUUAGCUGUUUACCAUUUUUACUGAGCUUCCUUCGUUGUGAGUGUGUGUGUACUGGCAGCAAACUGGGCCGGUCCUCGACGUGUGAGUGUUUCGCCGGUUGUACGACACACGACAGACGCUCGUCCUUUUGAUGUAAUCUGUAAAUAUGGUCACCCACAAUUGUUCGAGUACGGCAUACUAGAACGCUCGCGUAAGGAGCUUUUCUCUUGUACGUGUUUGUAUGCAUGUGUAUGUAUGUGUGUGUGUGUAUGUAUGGGAGGAUAACUUACGGCAUUAAGAUGUACGUUACUUUCCCCGCGCAAAACGGUAGUUCUACGUAGGCAAAUGGGUCAUCCAAGUCUUUCCCCCCCGUAAGCCAUCGCAUACACCCGAACAGAUGGGUUCGUUUGUUGUUUGUUUUUGUGCGGAUUCAGCGUCAUGUUGAGUUUUGUUCUGUUUGUUACUAGUUUUGUGUAGUAUAGUGGGAAGUAGAGUCCGCAAGAAGUCAGAGUUCGCGUUAAGAAAGAUAAAGUAUAAACGUAGGUAAAUCUUGUAAGCAGGGCGUAAAAGAAUGUACUUAAAGGGAAAUUUGUGUAAUUGUAACUGAAAGCAUCUUAAUCAUUAACGCCGUAGUGAGCAUUCUGGAUACGAUGAGAUAUACUCAAAGGUAUGCACGGAUUCGUUCGCUUCCGCAAACGUUUGGAACGGUUUGUCAGAGGUGUUCAUUUGUGUUCAUUUCCGCUUGGCAAAGGAUAUUUAUUUAUGAAAAUGAGUUAUGUGGAAAAUUCAAUAGUUAUUAUAACCUAAAUUAAUAAAAUUAUUUGUUAUCAAUGAAAGACAAUUAUAUGUUUUAUGCAAAAUUAAAAACAAAAAUCAAAUAUUCAAAUUUUAAGUAUUUCAAAUUCAUUUAGGCUUGAUUUUAAAAAAUAUUUAAGUAGUUUUUGUCAACGUGAACGAAGCGUAAGUUGACUUAUUUCGAUUUUUGAGCGUGCGACAAACGGAACACGAAACGAACGAAUUCGUCCAUGUCUUUGAUUGAGCCAUGAAAAAUCUUCAUUAAUAAUUAAUACUCUUUCCUCUCGGUUUUGUAUUGUAAGCCAUUCCUGCCAAACAAUAUUUGAGGGCACACCGAUUUUUCAUAACUUUUUAUUGUGUAAAUUAUUUUUAAAUUUUCUAAUACAACAUUAUUUUUUGCUAAUAAUCUUCUCUAUAUGUUCUCUACACUCACAUAACUUCUUGUCCAGUUUCACAUACCAACAUAUUUAUGUUGCCCACAUCCCAUGCCAUUUUCGUUGACAUAAUGAAUCUGUUUGUACAAUUUUAAGACUUUGAUCGACGAUGUCAUUCUGCAGAUGAAAUUAACGUCACGGCAGCUCAAAGUCCUUAUGUCCCAACUUCGCCCACUCCCCCCUUGGUCGUAGCUGUACCUGUCAGAAUGUGCUCAAAAAUGCCACGGUUUCCGUACUUGCGUCAUGCGGCUACCGUGUGCCGAUUGUGUUUCCUUUCAUUGCAACGGGCGGAAGCAUAAGUUUCGUCUUCGAUCGCCUGUAGCAUCGUUUGGCUGCUUCUCGGAAUCUACCGUUUCAUUUCGUGGCCCUGCUGUAGGAUGAGAUUAUCGAUUUGAGGCAAAGGAAAACAGCCAGGCCCCAUUGAUUGAUGUAUCGAAAUUAGAAAACUUUCGCAAACAGCUCUUCACGCUCGAGGUGUGUUGUUAGGGCUAAGCGGUUUUGGGAGGAUUUUUGUGUUUUUGGGGUGUGUGGGUGUUUUUUUUUUGUUCUGUUCCUUUUCCCGGUGAGUGGGAAUGAAAGAAAAUGGAAAACUAAUUUUCCAAACCAUCCCACAAGCAUAAAUGUAGCUGUUUCCCGAACAGAAUGAUUUUCCGUUGGCAUAGUGCAAUUUUCUGUUGAGUUUUGUCAACCUAGUGGUGUGACAGGUUUUGCUUUUUUCUGGUAUAAUAGGUACACGGCUAAACCGUAAACCAUCUUCAUUUCUUCCGUUCCUUGUUGCAAAAAGGUGCAGGUAACAAAUUUUUUACACUCAUAGCGAAACUUUGUGUCAUUUUUAACGAACGGAGCAGCUUGUACUGAGUCGUUAAAGAAUAUUUAAUUCAACGAAGAAAAAACAAAAUGGUUGGUAGGUCAAUUUUUGCCUUACUUCAUGAGUUUGCCCUUUUUUCGGAUUUUCUACCCAGAAAUUCAUCUAUUUUUUGGGAUAGCAAAAAUUACUGGAAAAGUUCAAAGUAACUGAUGUUUCUGACCAUCGUGAUCAUUGACGAUUUCGUAGAAUUACUCCUCUCUAUAUUUUUUAAUGAGUUUUUCAAAUCCUCUCUUCCCUCAUUACCGGAAAUCAUUUUGUAAACGAAUAACUACUAACUAUUCUACACUCAAAAAAGUUGAAUGUAAUUAAAAACUUCUAAUUGUCAAUGUUUUGAAGUUAAUUUAUUUAGUUGAACAAUAUCAAUAGGCUGAUCCGAUGGUGUAUAUGAUAAAGAUUGCCAGUUCUACAGGACAGGAUCGGGUAUCAAAUCCCAUCCGGACCCUACCCCCGUAGCAAGGACUACCUAUCCGGCUAUGUGGUAAAACAAGUCUAUUAUAAGCCAGAAAUGGCCGGCAUGACCUCUAUGGUCGUUAAAGCCAAGAAGAAAGAGGGAGAGAGAGUAUCACAGUCCCAUGGUGAAGAAGAAAAUCACAAUUUUUCAUACGAAGAGGAACGGUCCGAGAAGGAUUUGGUACCAGGUCGUGUCGAGUGAAAAUGGUCGACUCUAUCAUCUAAACCAUCUGUUCACUCGAACUUGAGAGCGUUGGAAUGAUAAUUUAAGCUAGAACCAACACUGAGUUAUAAACUAAAAGAGAUGUAGAGAGGGUUUUUACUCAUAUUUUGUUACAAUGAUGAUAGAAAACUGUUUUUAAAUUUACUGCACAAUUUUAUUUUUCAUUUUUUUAUUAAUCUGAUUAUUUAACGAGUUUAAAAAACAAACAACAACUUCUUUAUGUUUUGCAAAAAAAAAAUAGUCAUUUAUAGUCUUCCUAAACCAUUCCUACACACAUAUCUUUCGCUUCUGUAUCAGAAAAAAAAUUAUAUCAAAACUUGUUAAAUUAGUAAAAUAAACAAAACCACAAGCAAUUGCCAUUUGCAAAACAAUAAAAUGCAAAAGUGACUAGCAAAAGGAUAUGACAAGGGAAGUUUCCACUUUCCAUCAAGCAAUUGAUAAGAGCUUCCCAAACGGUAUGGGGUUAACAAGAACAGAAGCAAUGCUAAGCAGAGACUGGAAUAAAUGAAGGCAACUACUGUGUGGCGAGCAAAAAUAGCUCGCCAGAAGAUAAAAGAUCCAAUUGUCGCAAAAACGGCAUAAGAAUUGAGUGGGAAGUGUCAACGAAACAGAUAAAGCAAAGUUGCAAAAUAAAUUGUUGAGUUUCUGUUUGUAAAAUCGCUGCUGUUCGCUAGCAAAUUCGUUCAACCACUUGACCGUUUUCCGUUUCUUGUUAGUCAAAGCCCACGACCCACACUGAAAUUGGUGUGAGGGAUGUAAGGAUUCAUCCAUCAUCGUACCUUGUGUGCGGGAACAUGUGUUACACGGCUUUCGGAACGAAACAUAGUCCUAAUCGAUUCGGUUUACCUUGUUCCGUUUAGAACCAUUUAACGCUGAUGCGUUAAGUAGAACAAUUUUUUUUUCUUUUUUUGUUGGAAAUUUAAUCUGUUUCCCCCAUUCUGUAUGAUGGAUGGAACGGACGAUCGGUGUGGUGUAGCGCGAUCUUGCAAAACUUUCGUAGCGAAUCAUAUCAAAUUCAUAGCAUAAUUUCUUGUCUUGCGCAAGCGUUCGAAAAUGAUAUUAAAGGAUCACAAUUUCAUAAGAUAAAAAAACAACACUGGAAUGCUCGUUCCGUAAAAUCGUACCAUCUAUCUCUCUGUAUAUACGAUCUCUUUCUCACAUCUUUAUCCCCUUCAUACAACGCGAGUUCCCUCGUUUGCCAAACGAAGAGGGAGUGCAUCUGAGAGGAACGGUACCUUCAACUAAUGAGUAAUAAGUAAAUAUAUACAAACGGCAAACACAGCACCAAACACACUGCUGGCUACAAGUGCGACGAGCUGGCGUGUGUUUGGACAUUUAGAAUUCAGCCCGAAUUCUGUUUUGUGUCUGCGUGUGUGUGUGCAUGUGUUUAAGUGUACAUGAUCUUUAUAGUGAUAUGUAGCUGGGACGUGGGGGAAAACUGUAGAAUCCUGAAAGCAGUUGAUAAUAGUGCAAACACACCGAAUGGUUUUCCACACCUUUGAACAGCUCAUCAACGAUAUGUUGCAUGUCCUACAGUGGAUGGAAAAUACCAACCGAAAAAUUUAAACAAAAACAAACAAGAGUCAAAACAGCUGUAGAAAUGGCGUAUUCAAAGAUCAAAAAUGUUAUACAAAGGAACACACAAACAUACACACACAAACUCCAUUUUGCUGGUGAGUUGAGAUGCAAAUAAAAAAAAAACACGAAACCAAAGUUGUACUUUAAGAGUAUGUUAGUUCAUCAUCAAUCUGUGCAGGUGGUUGGUCAAAAACAAGAAACACAAAAAAGCAAAGAUGAAGGUAAAACAUUCUACAAUUUUGGCUCCAUAAAGUGUGUACGUGAUGUAAACAUGUUCCAUGUAGAUGUAAAAUCAUUCAAAUCGUAAAAUUUUGCAAAACAAAAAAGAACUUUAAACGAAAUACAGAAGAAUGUAAAAAACUACGAACCGUUUGAUACUGCGCAUUAGAAAGAGAGCAAAACGAGAAGCAUAAAAACACACAGAAAACAUGUUAUGUCAGAAAAAUGAAAUCACAAACACACAUCUCAAUGUUUUGUCUACUACUUCAAACGGCAAACCGAACUGGACUGGAAGUGAAAAUUGAUGAAUGCUGUUUGACAUUUUUCUUCAGUCUCAUUCGUGGCACGCGAAAUGAGUGAUUUUGGGUUGGGGGAGAAAAUGUGGUGUUAGGAGAGAAAGAAAAAACAGAAGAAAAACUUGUAAAACAUGUUUUACACAAUUUGGAAAGAAUUUCCGGUACGGAUUGUAAUAAAACUUCAACUCAUUCGUAAUUAAAAUUUGAAGCAAUUAGAAGAAAAGAAAACAAUGUAUGUAGUGAACGAGAAAUGAAACGAAUGUGAAUGAAAAAAAAACAACUAUAGAAAACAGAACAACACGAAUCCAAAAUUGUCUAAUGAAUCUUUUUUCUCUUUAAAAUUAAAAAAACAGAAAAAACAUACACCCAGCUAUACAGGCUGAAAGAAGCAGCUCACUAACACCAUACUAAGCAUAAAUACUAAAAUAGUGUUGGGGGAGAGUGUAUUGACGAAUUUUCGUAAGGUAGUAGAGUAACAGAGGCAAAGCAACUUGUGGAGAGAGAAAAAAAUAGCAACCGAGUGCGCCAGUUAAAAAGGCAUGGAAAAAAAGCUAACAACAGCUACUAAUCUUAACAAAAGUCAAAAACGGACUUUGGCAAGAAAAAGUCCAUCACGAAAAAUCAAAAAUAAAACCAAUUGUAUCAUACUUAA
Messenger RNA from Anopheles funestus (African malaria mosquito), 9984 nucleotides. RefSeq names its product beta-1-syntrophin (gene Syn1). The transcript is spliced from 11 exons. NCBI's taxonomy places the organism in Eukaryota, Metazoa, Arthropoda, Insecta, Diptera, Culicidae. The coding region runs from base 2518 to 4467 and encodes 649 amino acids. The record is from RefSeq and is a predicted model, not a curated record. Gene Ontology annotation, cellular component: intracellular anatomical structure; dystrophin-associated glycoprotein complex. Gene Ontology annotation, molecular function: structural molecule activity; protein binding.